ACGAAUUUGUCGGCCAUGUUAUUAUUUUAAAUUCGCCGAGUUUUGCGUAUCAGCCGACGUGAUUCAGCAGUUUGAUUAUUUAAUUCUCGUGUAAAUCGUGAGUUAUUGUGCAGUUCAUCGUCAACGUUGGUCGACGUUGUCAAUAAUUCAUUCGGGCAAGCUUAAAUAGAUUGGAAUACAUUCGUGACAUAAUGUCGAUUAAGUUUAUUAGGGCAGUCUGUGUCCUUCAGGGAGAGCAGCCCAUUAAAGGGACCAUACAUUUUGAACAAAAGGAAAAUUCAAAUACGGUCAGGGUGUGUGGACAGAUUACUGGUUUGCAGCCAGGGCAACAUGGUUUUCAUGUUCAUGAAUUUGGCGAUAACACCAAUGGUUGCACAAGUGCGGGCGCUCAUUUCAAUCCACUAAAAAAAGAACAUGGUGGUCCAAACGACAGUAUGCGCCAUGUUGGAGAUUUAGGAAAUGUGGAAGCUGAUACUGAUGGUGUAGCAAAAGUUAAUAUCACCGACUCUAUGAUUCAGCUUAGUGGAGCACACAGUGUUAUUGGACGAACUCUUGUGAUUCAUGCUGAUCCAGACGAUUUGGGCAAAGGUGGUCAUGAGUUGUCAAAAACAACUGGCAAUGCUGGUGCUCGUCUUGCUUGCGGUGUUAUUGGUAUCGUAAAUUAAACACAUACACAUGAUGAGUGCGAGAGCUUCAAAGAUAAAGUAUAUAUUAUCAGAUAUAUAUUAAAAAUUAGAGAUAUAUACUAUUUUCUUACUACUUGGU
Messenger RNA from Cyphomyrmex costatus, 765 nucleotides. RefSeq names its product superoxide dismutase 1 (gene Sod1). Gene Ontology annotation, molecular function: copper ion binding. Gene Ontology annotation, biological process: superoxide metabolic process. The record is from RefSeq and is a predicted model, not a curated record. Bases 192 to 665 code for a protein of 157 amino acids. NCBI's taxonomy places the organism in Eukaryota, Metazoa, Arthropoda, Insecta, Hymenoptera, Formicidae. The transcript is spliced from 4 exons.